Molecule: messenger RNA, 1256 nt
Organism: Amaranthus tricolor (Joseph's coat)
Lineage: Eukaryota; Viridiplantae; Streptophyta; Magnoliopsida; Caryophyllales; Amaranthaceae
Product: cyclic pyranopterin monophosphate synthase, mitochondrial
Exons: 2
Coding region: 331-1032 (233 amino acids)
Biological process (GO): Mo-molybdopterin cofactor biosynthetic process
Source: RefSeq, a predicted model, not a curated record
UCUUUACUGUUUUUCUUAGUUUCUUUGACAUUCAUAUGAUCGAAUCAUAUAAAUUACAUAAAUGAAAAAAAACAUCAAUGGUGAUUGAAUUUUUUUUUGGGGUUUGAAUAUGAAGUAAUUUGCUCUAGUUAAUCUACUAAAUGAUUAGGUUGGGUGUACAAUACUAAAUAAUCAUCUUCUUCUGAAUAUUCAUAUACAAUAGUAGUUAUUGAGUAAUGUUUUACUGCAACGAGCAUCACGUGUUUGUUGAAAUGCCUGAAUGAAGUAAUGAUUUGUUUGUUAAGCGUUUGUCAGUGAGAAACUCUACUGCUGCGCAUAUUGAGUCAUAAGAUGCUUUUAAGAAGGAUUCCUGGGAGAUUAUCAUUUUCCAAAAGAUUAUUCUCCACAAAGAAUAACCAUGAUCUUGCUUCCUCCAUUGCUGAAUUCAAUAAGGAAUUGGAAGACAUUUUUGGUGAACCUCCAUCAUCAGGUCCAAUAGGUUCAGAAGCUAGUAAUCAUGAAUCUGCAAGUCCGGAAACUCAACUUUCAUCCUCUCCUCAAGAAUCUGAACAAUUAUGUAAAUUAACACACAUCGGUAAACAAGGCGAGGCACAGAUGGUGGAUGUCUCUCUAAAGGGAUCCACCAAGAGAACUGCCAUUGCUAGCUGCAAAGUGUUAUUGGGAAAGACGGUGUUUGAUUUGGUCUCAGCAAAUCAGUUAGCCAAGGGAGAUGUUCUCAGUGUGGCAAAAAUUGCAGGAUUAAUUGGGGCAAAGCAGACAAGCAACCUCAUCCCUCUUUGCCAUAACAUUAACCUGUCACAUGUGCACGUUGAUUUGGCUCUGAAUCAUGAUGAUUACAGUGUUGAUAUACUAGGGGAAGCCUCUACUACCGGAAAGACUGGUGUCGAGAUGGAAGCAAUGACCGCUGUCUCCAUCUCUGGAUUAACUGUUUAUGAUAUGUGCAAGGCUGCUUCAAAACAUAUUGAAAUCACUAAUGUGAGGCUCGAGAGUAAAACUGGUGGAAAGAGUGGUGAUUGGACCAGGAAGACGUAAUACGAUUGUACUAUCAAUUAUGAUUAGGUAAGUAAUACUGCUUUCAAAACAAUGUUAAAAGUGGUCACUUUUUGUGGUGCUUCUAUAGAAAGUUUGGUCUUUCCAUUUGUUGUUGUGUGCCUUCUUUUACCUCCUUUUCAAGGUCAUCAUUGAGAAAAUAUUGAACAAAGAAUAAAUCGAGUUACUGGAGAAUAUUUUCUUUCUUAGUUCAACUUUUUACAAUU